AUGGAGAUUGAUUGGAAUUCAUUGACAGCUUUUCACUUUAGAGUCGAAUCAGUUCUCGGGAUAUCAAUGGAAGCGUUGAUUGGGCGAGAAUUGUACGAUCCCAUCCAUGAACUUGGAUUGACGACAGUGGCUGAAGUCUUUUCCACGAAUCGAAAAGGAAAUAAGCAAGAAGAAGCGUCUAGUUCUUCUGGUCAUGUCAAAAAUGAAGGGCAAGAAUCUCCUGCAAAUAUCGAGGAUCUCAAGAGCGAAGGAAUGCAAGCAUUUGACGUGAAAGAUGAAAAAGACGAAGAGGUUCGUGGCGUAAAUGUAGAACAAGAUUUAAAUGAAAACCUCAAGAAUCUGGAAAUCAAUCCAAACGAAGAAGAUGAGCAAAAGACUGUUGGAACGAUUGAAGAACAAGUAUCAACAGAAAACGUGGAGAUACAAGAUAUAACAAUAUUGGCACGUGAUUGGAGUCCGGAGAAGUUAAAAUCCGCCAUAUCUCUUCUGAAGCAAUUUGGGGAGGUACUGUUUGAUGUUGGUAGUGAAGUUGAAGAGUCUACUGUUCUUGAAAAUGUUGCUAGAUAUCGAUCUGUUUACACAUACCGUUUGGAAAAAUUGAAGAUGGAAGACGAAGCCUCUGGUUCUUCAAGUCAUGGCGAAAAUGAAGAGCAAGAAUCUAACGAAAAAGCCAAGAAUGACGAAGAACAAAGAACGACUGAAGAUGUGAAAACUCUUGAAGAAAACUUUGAAAAAAUGAAGGAAAAACAGAGGGAAGAAGCAGGUGCUUCUGUAAUUAUAGAGGAAAGUGGGACUGAAAAUGCCGCUAGUUCUUCUAAUCAUGGCAGAAAUCAAGAGCAAGAAUCGUCUGAAAAUGUUGAGAAUCGCGCUGGAAACCCUGAUGAAGAACAAGAACUGAACGCAAAUGCACAUAAUCACGAAGAGCAAAGAAUGCCUGAAAAUGUCCAACAAAACCCAGUAAAUGUGAAUGCAAGAGCGUGGGAAAAUCAGAUUCCCUUUACCAUUGACAACGCACUAAAGAAAGGCAAGAAAAUCAAAACACCAUAUAAAAGACGAAGAUAG
Messenger RNA from Lactuca saligna, 1062 nucleotides. NCBI's taxonomy places the organism in Eukaryota, Viridiplantae, Streptophyta, Magnoliopsida, Asterales, Asteraceae. The record is from the annotation of a GenBank genome assembly.